Molecule: messenger RNA, 1764 nt
Organism: Colletotrichum karsti
Lineage: Eukaryota; Fungi; Ascomycota; Sordariomycetes; Glomerellales; Glomerellaceae
Product: d-amino acid oxidase
Exons: 7
Coding region: 1-1764 (587 amino acids)
Molecular function (GO): D-amino-acid oxidase activity; FAD binding
Source: RefSeq, a predicted model, not a curated record
AUGGAUGCCCUCCCGAAGAAGUAUAUUGUGAUUGUAGGAGCUGGUAUCAUUGGCCUCAACACUGCGUUAGCCUUAUGUCGUCGAGGUCUCGGGGACCGCAUCGUAAUAUUUGCAGAGCACCUUCCUGGCGAUACGUCAAUCAACUAUGCCUCUCCUUGGGCUGGCGCCAAUUUCUCUGCUGUGUCUGGCAGCGACUCAAAUGCUCUCAGGUGGGAUCGCCUUGGGUAUCUUCAUCUCAUGCAGUUGGCAAAAGAUCGUGGAAGGGAAUCGUUCGUCCAGCCCACGCCAUCCAUCGAGUACUGGGAUGAGGCAGUGUCCACCGAAAAGAUCGACUCCAUGUCCCAGUACCUACAAGACUUUCGAACUAUUCCCAAAGACGAUCUUCCAACAGGGGUUGCUGUCGGAGUCACGUUCACGACCCUCACCGUCAAUGCCCCUAAGCAUCUCGAAUGGCUUUCCAACUAUCUCAAGACGGAUUUCGGAGUCCGCAUUGUCAAGAAGAAAGUCUCAAACAUCGACGAGGCUUUUUCCGACGGCGUCUCUCUGGUUUUCAACUGCACAGGAAAUGCGUCCAAGGACCUGGGUGGUGUCGAAGAUGCCAGCUGUUACCCGACUCGCGGGCAGAUCGCAAUCGCAAGAGUCCCUCAUGUCAAGACGAACAUGAUGCGGCAUGGAAAGGACUACGUUACUUACAUAAUCCCAAGACCUUGGUCCAACGGCAACGUCGUCCUCGGUGGAUUCAUGCAGAAGGGCGUGAGUACCGGAGACACAUUCUCGCAUGAAACGGAUUCCAUCCUUCAACGUACGGCCAGCUUGAGCCCUGAGAUCCAAGGAGGCCCUGCACCGGAUAUCUUGGCUGUUGCAGCUGGGCUCCGUCCAUCCCGUAAAGGUGGCGCGAGAGUUGAGAAGACUGAAGUGACGGUGAGGGGAAAGACUCGUUAUCUAGUCCAUAACUAUGGUGCUGGUGGCACCGGCUAUCAGGCUGGCUAUGUCUUCCAUUCAUUACAAACAUUCGUUUCCAAAAACCUCGAACUCAUCAUGAAGUUCUCCAGCAACGCACUCCUGGCCACCAUGGCCGCCCAAGCAUCAGCUCUUGUCCAGCUCGAGGCCAGAUUCAGCGACACUAUGGUCGACGUUGGCGACCUCGACCUUUUCAAGGCAACCUGGGAGGCCAUCUACGCUGAGCCGGGCAAUGCCCGAGCCAUCACGACCGACCGCGCCAUCGGUGCUCAGAACCACGAGUGCCGUCCCACCAGCGACACGAAGGAGACCGUCUCCGUUCAACUCAAGAUGACGGGAGCCUGGGGACAGACGCCCGGUCUUUCCAACAACGAGAUGCGCGAGGGCCUCGUCACGACCAUGUAUGAAGUUCUCGAGGAGGUUGCCAACAAGAACGCCUACCAGGUCUUCAGCGACUGCGAGGGCUUCAGCAUGAUCCCGAGUUUCCCUCACGACCCCAACGCUGCUUGCGGCCCUUACACUAGCAGCGGAAACAACUGCGACUAUCCCUGCAAAGGAGAGCCCGGCAUCCAGUGCACCACCCGCAAGUGGGCUCACCGGGUGCCCUCUUUUAUGCGCGUCACCGCCUACAUCGACAACCAGCUGCAGCCUGACGACUUGGUUGUCGAGUUCAGUUCCAGCAAUGUUAACAACGAGAAGGGAGGCUGCGGUUGGGUCGGUCCUGUUGCUAGCGCUUUGGCUGGUUUCAUUCCUGUCGCUGGUGAAUACUUUGCCACGGGUAUUGAGAUUGGCUGCAGUAACUAA